GCUGGAGGAAAGAGUGGGAGCGGCUUAGGGCGGGGAGACAGCAUAUUUCCAUGAGACCCGGCAGAGCGUAAUUCUGACUCGGUCUCUUUAAAUGAAACCCCGCCUCUCCCUCCCGCCCCGUUUGUCUUCUGACGUCCCACCGUGCUGGGCCAAUGGCAUCGGCUGUAAGGGGAAGGCGGGAGAAUGCGAACCGGCCGCACCUUAUAAGGACAUGGCCUCGCGCAUGCGUACUUUGUGGGGCGAAGGGGGGUGCGAGGAAGGAAAAAGAGGCGGGGAGUUCCAAGUGAGGCAGGGGAGCAUUUCUCUCCCCCCCCCUUCGGCCGAUUAAAGACGCAGCCUCCUGAGAGUCUUUCCCUCGCCGCCCCCUUUCCUCCUCUCCUGCCCUCGCGGGAUCCGAGCGGGCUGAACGAAGAGGGAAGGGGGUGUCACGUCCGGUAACGAUGUUGGGGUCGCCGGGGCAACAGCCCGGGGGGGCGGGGUCUGGGGCGACGGCGACAGCGGCUGCCGGGUCUGCUGCUACUGCCGCCGGCGGGGCUGGGGGUAUCGCGACUUUCCCGUGCGGAGGGGCGUCGGAGAGGCUGCUGGCGCGCUACGUGCAAGACUACCUGGAGUGCGUCGAGUCGUUGCCGCUGGACAUGCAGAGGUUGGCCUCGCUCCUGCGCGAGAUGGACACGCGCUGCCGGGCGCGCGCGCGGGCCUCGGCCACGAUCCCGCGAGCUGAGGCGGGGACGAGGGGGCACGUUGCCUUGCUUUGGAUGAUGCUCCGGAUGUGGCAAACACGUGAAAAUGUAUCGUUCAGGAAAAGGUCUUGCCUCCGUAGGCAGUUACGUUUCAGAGCUGGAGAUAAAUUUAUGCUGUUUCAGCAGCGGUAUGAGAAAGCUUUGAAAGAAAUUGAUGAAGUAUAUGAGAAAUACAAAGCUGAAGAUGAUCCUGCACAGAAAAAGCGUUUGCAGCAAUAUCUUCAGCGAGCUUUGAUCAACAGUCAAGAACUUGGAGACGAAAAAAUCCAAAUAGUUACUCAGAUGCUUGAGUUAGUGGAGAACAGAGCCCGGCAGAUAGAGUCCCACUCUCAGUGCUUUCAAGAUCUGUCAGAUACUGAAAAACCUAUUGAAAAGUCAAAACAGGAUCCAUGUCAACCAGAGAGAUCUUCACGAAGACCCCGUCGGCAGCGUACUAGUGAAAGCCGUGACAUAUGCCAUAUAGCAAAUGGAAUUGAUGAAUAUGAUGACCAGCCACCUAAAGAAAAAAGAUCCAAAUCUGCUAAGAAGAAAAAACGCUCUAAAGCUAAACAAGAAAGGGAAGCUUCACCAGUAGAAUUUGCAGUUGACCCUAAUGAGCCAACUUAUUGUCUGUGUGACCAAGUGUCUUAUGGAGAAAUGAUAGGCUGUGACAAUGAUCUGUGUCCCAUUGAGUGGUUUCAUUUUUCAUGUGUCGGACUCACUUAUAAACCAAAGGGAAAAUGGUAUUGCCCAAAAUGCAGAGGAGACAAUGAGAAGACUAUGGAUAAAUGUACAGACAAAUCCAAAAAGGAUAGAAGAUCAAGGUAGUAAAUGCUCUAAAUGCACAGACAACUGUGUGGUUUCUAUUAAAAACUAUUUAAUAAGCAGAUUAGUAUUUUAGAAUAAUGCAUAAAACUAUGCAAUAAUUUUUAAGGUGUACAAUACUAAUGGAGUGUUCACAGAUGUUAAUACUUUUUCUGCUUUUGAAUAUUCUGCACUAAAUAACCAAAAUUUUCAAACAGGGUCACAUGGGAGUAGCACAGAAGGAAUUCAGGAAUUCCAGAUUCCUCACUCUUUUUAAUUGUGGAAUUAUGGUGAUGCCUGAUGAAGAAGGACUGGAAGGAUAAUCAUGUUAAAACUGGUGUUAACAUCUGUUGCAGUUGUAAAUUUAGUUGAGCAUAGCUCAUUUUGCUGAGAACAUGUUAGUUCUAUGAUGCUUUUAGUCUUCAGAAUCCUAAAGAUAAUAUUUGAAUCUAUUGCCAAACUUUAAAUUUUAAGCCUUUGAAAAUGUAAAGCCAGUUUUUCUUCAUGUCUUCCAUGUGAUCUACCUAUGUGUCAUUAACUUAUUUUAUAUUAAUCUUGUGGUGAGUUUAUAAGUCUGUUUAAAGAAAGUAUAUUAAACAAAUACUGAUGUUGGAAGAGUUGCAAUCAGCAUUAAUUGCAGUCCUGAACUGAACCUACUUGUUCUUCUCACUAUGCUCUUUAGUUUCUUAAGUCAUGCUGUGCCAUCUUGUUCAUAAUUCUUUGAAUGUUGGAGAAACCUAUAUAAUCAUGUUGAAAAGUUUAGAUAUUCAAAGGAUACAUAAAUACUGUAAGAUCACUUUGUGAGGUAAGUUUGACUGGUCUAAUAUUUUAUUUUAUUUUGCUUUCCAGGCUCUUAGGUCUGAGCAAAAUGCAGUAGUAGGAAAAGGUCAUUAUUCUCUAGGAGAGGAGUCCUAUAGGCAUAGAGAAAAUAUUCAACCGAAGUAUAGCAACUCUUAAUGAAAUAUUUUACAUAAAGAACGAUGACAUGUCUUUGAAACAAAUAAUAACUAAAGGUAUCCCAAAACUAAAUAUUAUUUCUUUAAUGGAAAUAUAGAUGAUACAGAGCUGAAGCCUUAGUCUCACUGCCUAACUUUACGCCAUGGGUUUUCCCAGACAGUAAUUUUAUUUCUCUCUAGAAGAUUAGAGGACUUCAUUUUAUUUAUUAGAUAUUAAGGUGUCUGUGUAAGUCAACCUAGUGUAAAGUAAAGAGAUAAGCAGGCCAAGAAAAAAGUUCCAGUAUUGAAUUCUUGUUCCUACAGUGUGAAAUAGCAUUUUGCAGUUUCUUACAUUUUGAGUGAGGUUUGAAAAAAAGCUUGGAUACUAUAAAAAUGGCUUUGAUCACAAACUAAUUUAAAUAUUCAAAAGUUAUUUUGCAAGGAUGGUAACACAGCUGUAUCAUGUGGACUAGAGAUAUUCCCCAGUUUAACUAGAAACUCUUGUUGUUCCACAUUAGGAUUGGAUUAUUUCAUGUAGCUGUUAUAUCUAUGCUGAACCUGAAAUUGUGUCUCAUGAAUUAAUUGUAUGCUACUGAACUGGCCAUGUGGUAUGUCAUGGUCAAAUGGGAUAGCCUUCUUCCAUAAAUAUUAUGUCUUACCUUGUUAGGGGGACACUAAUUGCACAUUCAUAAUAUAGCUAUAAUAUGUUUUUAUUUUGAAUAUCAGCUCCCCCCCCCCACCAAACAUAGUUAUGGAAUUGGGGAGAUAAAUGAAAUUCUAAGUUGCUAAU
Python bivittatus (Burmese python) is the source of this 3248-nucleotide messenger RNA. RefSeq names its product inhibitor of growth family member 2 (gene ING2). The record is from RefSeq and is a predicted model, not a curated record. Gene Ontology annotation, cellular component: nucleus. Gene Ontology annotation, biological process: positive regulation of DNA-templated transcription. Lineage: Eukaryota; Metazoa; Chordata; Lepidosauria; Squamata; Pythonidae.